UUUCUCCAUUUUGUUGCAUUAAUGGAGAACGGGAACAGUAUCUCCGGUGAUAAGCCGACGGUGAUGGUGACCAACGACGACGGAAUUGAUGCACCUGGUUUGAGAGCUCUUGUUGCUGCCCUCGUCUCAACCAAUCUGUUCCAUGUCCUCGUUUUUGCUCCUGACUCUGAAAGAUCGGCUGCUAGUCAUUGUGUUUCAUGGCAACGCGUGGUUACUGUUAAGAAAGUUGAUGUCCCUGGCGCCACAGCUUUUGCAGUUUCUGGAACUCCAGCAGACUCAACUUCCCUGGGGAUCUCCAAAAAGAUCUUUCCUUCAGUACCUAAUCUGGUUGUCAGUGGCAUUAAUUUAGGCUGCAAUUGUGGUUAUGACAUUGUUUAUUCAGGGACAGUGGGUGGUGCACGAGAGGCUUUCUUCCAUGGAAUUCCUUCCGUCGCUGUAUCAUAUGACUGCUAUAAUAUGGUUGGUCAAAAACUCAAUGUUGAUGAUUUUACAUUGUGUGCUGAAGCUUCCAUACCCAUCAUCACUGCUAUGUUGUCUGAGAUCAAGAAUAAGACAUAUCCUCAGAAUUGCUUUCUGAAUAUAAAUGUACCACGAGAAGUUGCCAACAACAAGGGCUAUCGGCUGACUAAGCAGGGGAAAUGUUUUUACAAAAUGGGAUGGACACAAGUUACUUCUGAAGCACAAGAAGGUACAACGUCACCAACAAAAGUAAUGGAGAUAAAACCACCAGAAAAUACAGAAGUAUGUACAGAAGAGAGCGCAUUAAGCACCAAAGAAGAACAUCUAGUGUUUAAGUUAGACACUGCAGAACCACCAGCAGUGGAUAAUGACGAUACUGAUUACUCAUCCCUUCAAGCAGGAUAUAUUACUGUUACUCCCCUUUCCGCCUUAUCUCCUGCAGAGAUAGAUAGUGUUGCAUUCUUCAAAAAAUGGCUUCCUGGUGUCUGUGAGCGCUUCUCUCACUCUUUGAUUAGGAGUGAGUUAUCCAUUUGA
Solanum verrucosum is the source of this 993-nucleotide messenger RNA. RefSeq lists its product as uncharacterized. The record is from RefSeq and is a predicted model, not a curated record. Gene Ontology annotation, cellular component: cytosol. Gene Ontology annotation, molecular function: nucleotidase activity. Lineage: Eukaryota; Viridiplantae; Streptophyta; Magnoliopsida; Solanales; Solanaceae.